Candidozyma duobushaemuli is the source of this 621-nucleotide messenger RNA. It is a transcript of the gene PUP3, whose product is annotated as proteasome core particle subunit beta 3. The record is from RefSeq and is a predicted model, not a curated record. Gene Ontology annotation, cellular component: proteasome core complex, beta-subunit complex; proteasome core complex. Lineage: Eukaryota; Fungi; Ascomycota; Pichiomycetes; Serinales; Metschnikowiaceae. Bases 1 to 621 code for a protein of 206 amino acids. Gene Ontology annotation, biological process: proteasome-mediated ubiquitin-dependent protein catabolic process. The transcript is spliced from 2 exons.
AUGUCUGACCCCAGUUCCAUCAACGGUGGCUCCGCCGUCGCCAUGGUCGGCAAAGAAUGUAUAGCAAUUGCGUCCGAUCUCAGACUAGGAAACCAGUCGCUCGGAUUGUCCAAUAACUUCGAAAAGGUGUUCCAGUUUGGCGACAAAACCUUCCUUGGUCUCACUGGUCUUGCCACAGACGUGCUCACGCUUAAAGAGGAUUUCCGUCUCAAGAACAACUUGUACAAGUUGAGGGAAGAAAGGGAAAUUGAGCCCACGACAUUGGCCAACUUGGUUUCGCUGUCGUUGUACGAGAAGCGUUUCGGUCCUUUCUUCGUGGGCCCCAUUGUUGCUGGAUUGGAGCUGAAAACCAACAAGCCGUUCAUUUGCGGCUUUGACUUGAUUGGCUGUAUCGACGCUGCCAAAGACUUUAUUGUUUCUGGUACUGCCAGUGACCAGCUCUACGGUAUGUGUGAGUCGCUCUACGAGCCGGACUUGGAGCCUGAGGACUUGUUUGAGACCAUUUCGCAGGCGCUUUUGAACGCCGUCGACAGAGACGCCUUGUCCGGUUGGGGUGCUGUCGUUUACAUUGUCACGAAGGAUAAGGUCACCAAGCGUGUGCUCAGGACCCGCCAGGACUAG